AUGGAUGUGUUGGAGAACUCCGAAGACGGUCUUCUACCAAAAUCUAGAUCAAUCGUUCUCACCAAAUCUCACCAAAUAGGCCGUAUCUUCCAACAGAUAUACGGUUAUGGUGAAUGGAAGCUAGUCCGCCCGCUAACUUUGGGGUUCUUCAGCUUGGUUGCCGACAACUUCACCACUGAGAUUAGGCGCGGCACCGUUACGUAUGACAAUGUUGCUGCGUUCCAUUUUGCCAUUGAGGUUGGCGCCGAUGAGAAGAUGGUGCGGGAGGUAUUCGAGUGGAGCAAGUUGAAGAAGGGUAAUGACGACGUUAAGGGGCGCGGAUUCAAACUCGUGCGACUCGGCCCAGGCUCUACGGAUCCUAACCAUGGAAUCGGUUCUUCCUUAUCUCCGCCGGGCGUUGAAGGGCAGCGGGGAGCCAAAUGCACUGGGGCAGCGCUGGGCUCUCAUGGUUGUUAUGACUUCGCUGAAGUUAUGGUGGUUGAAUGUGGGUGGCAGUGCGAAUACGACUGUGAUAGGCAAGGGGGAAGAGAUUCAUUACAACCGAUCCGUUCCGUAGAUAAUCUGGGCACAAGGGAGUUGGGUCUGGGUUUUGACAAUAUCGGUGCUUGA
Blastomyces gilchristii SLH14081 is the source of this 609-nucleotide messenger RNA. RefSeq lists its product as uncharacterized. Bases 1 to 609 code for a protein of 202 amino acids. The transcript has 4 exons. The record is from RefSeq and is a predicted model, not a curated record. NCBI's taxonomy places the organism in Eukaryota, Fungi, Ascomycota, Eurotiomycetes, Onygenales, Ajellomycetaceae.